Molecule: messenger RNA, 1581 nt
Organism: Rotaria sordida
Lineage: Eukaryota; Metazoa; Rotifera; Eurotatoria; Philodinida; Philodinidae
Source: the annotation of a GenBank genome assembly
AUGGGUGGAACAUCUUGUAAAGGCGCAGCAAAUAGUAACAAAGCAAUUACUAUUGCUAUUCUUGGUUUAGACAAUGCUGGUAAAACAACAACAGCUAGAGUGCUUGAAAAAGCUCCAGUCGACUCUGUAACACCAACCAUAGGUUAUAGUCAAACAGAAGUUACUCAUAAAAAUGAAAGAAUUAAGUUAAUUGAUUUGGGUGGUGCAAAAACAUUCCGUGAAGCUUGGCGUCAUUAUUAUGAUGAUGCAUAUGGAUUUGUUUAUGUUCUUGAUUCAAGUGAAGAAAGUCGUCUGGGUGAAAAUCGUGAUGUAUUAAAAAAACUUUUACAAGAAGAGAAGGUUAAAGGAAAACCUAUUCUUAUUUUGGCAAAUAAACAAGAUAAACCUGAUGCACUAGAUAAAAAUGCAAUUCUUGAAGAUUUAAAAAUUGAACGACUUGUUAAUGAAAAUCAAACAUUAUGUCGAGUGGAAUUAUGUACAGCUACAGCAUUAAAUCGUAGUGGAAAAAAUUCUAAAAUUGACGAAACUAUUCGACAUGGUUUUGAUUGGCUUAUUAAAGUCGUUUAUGAAAAUUAUGAUACAUUACAUAAACGUGUUGAACAAGAUGUUAAAAAACGUAAUGAAACUGAACAAAAAGCUAGACGUGAACGACAAGAACGCGUACAAAAACAACGUGAAGAACGAGAAAAAGAAGAAGGUACUAAAAAUGAUAAUGAUGAAGAUGAUGAUACAAUGAAAAAUGGUUUUGUUCCAAUUGGACAAGCUGUCAAAAAUGCUGAACGAAAUUCAUCAGAAAAAUCAACAAAAGAUAAAUCCAAUCGUAUAUCAUCAAGUGAAAAAAUAAAAUCGAAAACAGUAAAUGAAAAUACAUCUCUUCCACCAAUACCAACACCACGAUCUUCAUCUCAUACUCGUACAUUAAUUAAUGAUGAAAAUAGUGAUGAUCAAGAACGUUCAAGACGAAAUAGUACAGAAAUUUCAUCACAACGAAAAGAAUCACCAAUACCUCGAUCUAAUUCAUCAAAUUUUGAUGAAAAUCAACAAAUUGAUUCAACAGAUGAACAAACAUCAAUUCGAACACUAACUGGUAAAAAGAAAAAAGUUAUUGGUGCUGGUCGACAUCGUUUAAAUGGUGAUAGUCUUCCACCAUUAGCUCCAUCAUCAUCAAUAUCUCGUCGUGAUGAUUUAACAGUUCAUAAAGGACCACCUGCUGGUACACCACGACCACAACCUCUUGUUGCACAAUGGGCUAUAACAAGUCCAACUCCACAAUCAACAGCUGAAAAAUUAACAACAAUUACAAGUGAUAAUGAAUUAGAUGAUGAUGAAGAAAAAUAUAAAUCAUUACAAACAAAUAAACGUAUUGGAUCUCCUCAUCCAAAUACAACAAAUCGAAUAAUACUCGAUAGAAAAAAUCAACAAUUAACAAAUAAUAAUGAAAAUUUAGUUAAUAAUGAUUAUAAAAAAUCAUCUCGUGAUAAAGGACAUCAUAAUGAUUUACAUAAAGAUGAUGAUGAUGAUGAUGAUGAUGAUGAUGAUGAUGAUAAUCAUUUUAAUCAUGGAUCAAAUAGACGAACAUAA